CAGUUUCUUAAUCUUUUUUAUACAGAAUGGGCGACUCUCAAAGAAAUUCCGUAGUUUCAAAAACUGAAAGUUUUUCUAAAUCAAAAGGCUUUACCAAAAAUGUGCGGUUAAGGCGGCAACCGCGAUUGCAAAGACAGGAUUCUCUUGGAGCUAUAGAAGAAUUAAUACAAUGUGGAAUAUGUCUAGAAAAAUUAACACAACCCAAAAUGUUACCCUGCCAACACACAUUCUGCCUAAACUGCCUUCAUUCGCAUCUGAUGGCUCACAGAGUGCUAAUAAAGCAACAAAGUUUAGACAGUCAAAAUGCAGUUUCCAAAAAACCAGCAGCUAUCAAGUGUCCUGUUUGUCAGAAGAGAGUUGACCUGGAAAAGGGCGUCGAGUCUUUGGCCGAUUUACCGAAAAACUUGUACAUCGAUUCAGUAAUGAAACUAGUCGCAGGGGACAUUUCCCCAAUUAGUACAAAGUCUGACAAUCGUUGUGUAAAAUGCCACACAUUUUCACAGCAAGAAGAACAGUGCUGCCAGCACUGCAUGCAGGUAUUUUGCAAUGUUUGCUGGAACGAGCAUCUCACCGAAUUAGAAUCAAAUUUAUCCGUGUUAGUCAAACAAGUUGAUGAGUCAAAAGUGCGGCUGGACCACAAACUGGAAAAUUUCGAAAAUCGGUGCCAGCGGUUGGUUGAAAGAAUUAAAGAAACGACCCUUCAAAAAAUCGAGUUAUUGAAAGCCAAAGAAGAAAAAGUGUUGAAGGACGUGGAGACUCUUGUGGGGGAAGGAAACACAACUUAUGACGAUAUUAGUACCAGACUAGAAGAACUAAAAACGAAGCUCUCUGGUAAUUCGUUUCAUAACAACAAUGGGAAGGUUUUCAGUUUCAUGAAUUUCCACCGAGAAACUUCUAGUCUUCUUUCUGCGGUCAGCCGUUUUGUAGAAGCUCGUGUUAUUUUUGACCCUGAGUCCUUCAGACUGGACCAGGCUACGGAGGGUAUUUACAACGAAGUCGAAGAUGGUGAAAAUGCACCUCCACGUGGUACCAACUCUCUGGAACGAUAUGAAAAUGCGAGUCAACAAUACAGGAAUCGUUCAUUUGUUCCAAAAUUAGUGUGGAGUAAAUGUCCAAGACCAGCAAACGUUGCAGUUCCACCAUGGGAUAGUCGUUUGCUAUAUAUAGCAGCCACUGAUACCCAUACCGUUCUUAUUCUCAACCGUGAUCGAAGGAAGCUGCAAGGACGAUUAACCUCUUCUGAAAUGUUGUAUCCUCAAGGGAUAGCAUUUUCCAAAAAGCAUCAAGAAAUCUACGUCUCUGAUAAAUGGAAGCACUGCAUCCACGUUUUUUCAAAAAAUGGUGACUACCUUCGAGACAUGCUAUCCAAAGGUAAUGGAAAUGGUAAGGUGAGAAGUCCCGAUGGUAUUGCAAUGGGCCCAAAUGAAGAACUUGUUAUUUGUGAUAGUGGAAACGACAGAAUAAUACUAAUUGACUCCAAAACGGGAGAACACUUGUCCACCAUUGGUAUUAUUGAUAAAAAAACAAUGCUGAACAUGCCGACAGGUGUGGCGGUUAGCGGUGAUAAAAUAAUCGUGGCUGAUACUGGAAACCACAGGAUUAAAAUCUUCUACCUAGAUGGUAGAAAAAUUCACGAAUUUGGUUCACUGGGAAAAAGCAGAGGUCAAUUUAGGUCAGCUGAAGUUGUAGCUGUGGAUCCUCUAGGGUUUAUUUUAGUAGGAGAUGGAGGAAAUGCUAGAGUACAAGUGUUUAAACCCGACGGCGGAGUAGUCAAAAUUUUUGGAGGGCCCGGACAAGGCAAUGACGGAUUUGGAUGGGUGUCAGGAAUUUGCAUAACCAAUGAAUUCGAUGUUAUUGUUGCUGAUAGUAAAACGCGAUGUUUGAAGAUAUUUUAACGUAUUAAGCUUGGCACGAACUUUUUUAAAGUUUUGUAUCUCUUGUAUUAAAAUUAAGAACGAGUUUUUCAUGAUUGCUGAAAGGUAAAUAGCGUGAUGACUGUAAAUUUGCAACGUAAAUGCGAAUUCUGCGGUUCUUAAUUUUAAGUGGUUACAAAUAAACUUAAUUUAUUUAAAAUGUUAGCAGACGGUGGAGGGUAAAUAUAUUUGUUUUUAUACUACA
This is a messenger RNA of Zophobas morio, 2118 nucleotides long. Its product is annotated as RING finger protein nhl-1-like. NCBI's taxonomy places the organism in Eukaryota, Metazoa, Arthropoda, Insecta, Coleoptera, Tenebrionidae. The record is from RefSeq and is a predicted model, not a curated record. Gene Ontology annotation, molecular function: translation repressor activity; ubiquitin protein ligase activity; protein binding. The transcript has 4 exons. Gene Ontology annotation, biological process: protein polyubiquitination; negative regulation of translation; proteasome-mediated ubiquitin-dependent protein catabolic process. The coding region runs from base 27 to 1895 and encodes 622 amino acids.